Molecule: messenger RNA, 1586 nt
Organism: Dendronephthya gigantea
Lineage: Eukaryota; Metazoa; Cnidaria; Anthozoa; Malacalcyonacea; Nephtheidae
Product: protein farnesyltransferase subunit beta-like
Exons: 15
Coding region: 91-1311 (406 amino acids)
Biological process (GO): protein farnesylation
Cellular component (GO): protein farnesyltransferase complex
Molecular function (GO): protein farnesyltransferase activity
Source: RefSeq, a predicted model, not a curated record
GAUAGGCGCAGCCUGUUCGCAGGCAACGGGAAGACUGAGCGCGGAUAUUAAAAGUUGACGAAAAUCAAAACAAAAAAGAAUUCGCAAAAAAUGACAUUUCACAGUUCGAAAUCGUUUCACGAUUUGAAAAUAAAGGAUGAUGGAUUUCCUACGCACACAACGGAAGAACAGAGAAGAGUGGAAAGUGCAAUAAUUACUAACUAUGAAUUAAUGGAAGAAAUAUCUGAAGGCAUUUCAGAACUUGUACUAAACAGAAAGAAACAUAUUCAAUAUUGUGUCAAAGGAUUGAAUCAACUGUCCUCGUCUUAUUCUUGUCUUGAUGCAAGUCGACCAUGGCUUUGUUUUUGGAUUCUCCACUCAUUGGAACUUCUUGAUCAACCGAUUACAAAAGAGAUAGCAGAAAGGGUUACAGAAUUUUUAAAAAAAUGUCAAAGUCCACAUGGGGGCUUUGGAGGUGGCCCAGGCCAGUUGCCGCACUUGGCACCAACAUAUGCUGCUGUUUGUGCCAUAGCCAUUGCCGGUAUUUACUAUCCCCAGGCCUAUGAUGCUAUAGACAGAAAAGGUCUGCAAAGGUUUCUGCUAGGGUGUCAUACAGUCGAAGGGGCAUUUAAAAUGCAUCAUGAUGGGGAAGUUGAUAUAAGAGGUGCUUAUUGUGCUGCUGUUGUCGCCAGAAUAACAAAUGUGCACAUGCCAGAAUUAUUCCACAAUACAGGAGAUUGGAUUAAAAGUUGUCAAACAUAUGAGGGAGGAUUUUCUGGUGAACCUGGAGUUGAAGCACAUGGAGGGUACUCAUUCUGUGGUUUUGCUGCCCUGGUCCUCUUAGGUGAAGAAGAUAAAAUUGAUAUAAAAAAGUUACUUAAAUGGACAAGCCAAAGGCAAAUGAGACUAGAGGGUGGUUUUCAGGGGAGGACUAACAAAUUGGUAGACGGUUGCUAUUCUCUGUGGCAAGGAGGUGUUUUUCCUCUACUGCAUCACGUUUUAAAGAAACAAAAUGAUACAGCAUUGAGCAGUGAAAAUUGGAUGUUUGAUCAGGCUGCCCUACAGACAUAUGUAUUGGCAAACUGUCAAUACGCUUCUGGUGGACUGAUUGAUAAACCAGGAAAGAUGCGGGAUUUCUACCACACUUGCUACUGUUUAAGUGGUCUGUCGGUUGCACAGCGUUUUAAUGAAAUGGACAAGGUUCAUCUCAACGUUGUAGGGCGGGAAGACAAUCUAUUGAAUACGACACAUCCACUUUUUAACACAGGAAUGGACAGCGCACUUGAAGCGGUGAAAUAUUACAAUACACUAGAUAUUCCGACUCUGGAGUAACGAAAGGAGUUCAUCUUUAGGUAGAAUGUUCUUCAGAAAAUGCACACGCGGUUAUCCCGUCAGGUUGAAAAUCUGUAGGCCAGAGAAUCUGAUCGCGAGAGAAAAUGUAGGCCAUGAAAAUGAUGAAAUAAAGGUGGAAGGUAGACUGUUAGUUGAAUGAAUGUUGCUUACGAAUCGUUUAUAACUUACAAAGAUAAAUUUAAUUAAAAUCAUCACUGACAUCAUUUGAAAAUAGCUAAAUAUAUGUAAUAUGUAUAAAUUCCAACAAUAAAUAA